AUGCCGAGCAAGCAGAUUCCCAUCGCAAACCCCCCUCCCCUCGCCUUCCCAUCUCCCCGACAGUGUCCUGGAACUUUCUGUAAAGCUCAAGGAGAAACCUCUAUCGGACGACGCCACUGGGGAACAUGUCCUGGCCUUAUCCUAGUGUGGUCCCACCUGAACCUGCUUAUCCGCAACCACGACCUUGACAUGAUCUAUGUUGUUGGCCCAGGUCAUGGUGCGCCCGCUGCCCUAGCCGCCCUGUGGUUGGAGGGUUCGUUGGAGAGAUUCUAUCCCGAUGAGUACGGUUGCAAUGCCGAGGGGUUGAAGAACCUCAUCACAAGGUUCUCCGUACCUGGCGGGUUCCCGAGUCAUAUCAAUGCCGAAACUCCCGGCGCCAUUCAUGAAGGUGGAGAGCUGGGCUACGCGCUAGCUGUGUCAUUUGGCGCCGUCAUGGAUAACCCCGAUCUCAUUGUGACUUGCGUAGUUGGAGAUGGCGAAGCUGAGACCGGGCCUACCGCAACGGCAUGGCACGCCAUCAAGUACCUCGACCCGCGCGAGUCAGGCGCCGUCAUCCCAAUCCUGCACGCAAACGGGUUCAAGAUCAGCGAGCGCACCAUCUUUGGGUGUAUGGACGACAAGGAAAUCGUGUCCUUAUUCAGCGGCUACGGAUAUCAGGUGCUCGUCGUUGAGAAUUUGGACAACAUUGACGACGAGCUGCAGAAUGCUCUGGAGUGGGCAGUUUCUGAGAUCAAGAAGAUCCAGAAGGCGGCGCGGUCAGGGGAGCCAAUUGCGAAGCCCCGAUGGCCGAUGCUGGUUUUGCGGACGCCCAAGGCAAGAUUUAUUCCCGCGUCGAUGGAGAGGGCCGGCAGCGACAAGGAGCAGCUCAAAGCGCUCGACGACUGGCUGUCGAGUUACAAGAUUGGCGAACUUAUUAAGGACGGAAAGCCGACCAAAACUGUCCUUGACGUGAUGCCUCACACAAACGAAAAGAAGCUCGGCCAACACAAGGCGACAUAUAACCCGUAUGUCGGUCUCAAGGCAGUCGACUGGCAAUAUUUCGGCGCCAAAAAGGGCACAAGCCAGAGCUGCAUGAAGCUCACCGGCAAGCUGCUCGACAAGGUUUUCCAGGAGAACCCCCAGACUAUCCGCCUCUUCUCACCCGACGAGCUCGAGAGCAACAAGCUGGAUGCCCUACUGGAACACACACAGCGCAACUUCCAGUGGGAUCAGUACUCGCGCGCCAACGGCGGGCGGGUGAUCGAGGUGUUGUCGGAGCACAACUGUCAGGGCUUCAUGCAGGGGUACACGCUGACGGGCCGCACCGCCAUCUUCCCCAGCUACGAGUCCUUCCUGGGCAUUGUGCACACCAUGAUGGUGCAGUACUCCAAGUUUGUCAAGAUCGCCCGCGAGGUGAAGUGGCGCGGCGACCUGCCGUCCAUCAACUACAUCGAGACCAGCACGUGGGCACGACAGGAGCACAACGGCUUCUCGCACCAGAACCCGUCGUUCAUCGGAGCUGUGCUCAACAUCAAGCCCGAAGCAGCCAGAGUACCGGUCCUAUCUCCCACCACCAACCGCGCCCCCCCUUUCCGGAAUUGGGUAAACUAA
Messenger RNA from Chaetomium globosum CBS 148.51, 1590 nucleotides. RefSeq lists its product as uncharacterized. NCBI's taxonomy places the organism in Eukaryota, Fungi, Ascomycota, Sordariomycetes, Sordariales, Chaetomiaceae. Gene Ontology annotation, biological process: carbohydrate metabolic process. The transcript is spliced from 5 exons. Gene Ontology annotation, molecular function: aldehyde-lyase activity. Bases 1 to 1590 code for a protein of 529 amino acids. The record is from RefSeq and is a predicted model, not a curated record.